AUGGGUUCCAAGAAAAAGGCAGACAAAGCGGCCAAGAAAAAGGGCCCGAAGGGAAAGAAGGCCCGGGCCAAAGCAAAGCUCGACCGGCAGUGGGGAGAAGCUGCCAUCAUUGAUGAUGAUAAUACGACCAAGAGAAUUGGAAACAGUCGUCUGUUGGCUCAAAAGAAGAAGUCCACGGGUGGUGUGAGCUGGGGAGGUGAAACAAAAUCGGAAAGGAAUAAUGAUGAUGCCAAUAGAAAAUCGACUGACCCAGUCAUUUCCAAAGGUAUCACGAAGAAAAGUUCCACCAAAUUCGAACGAAAAACGAAUCGUCGUCGAUACAAUGAUGGAUCUUCGUCGUCGUCUGAUGAAGCAUCGGAUGAGGAAUCGGAUGACGACAACACGACGAUGAAGAUCCUGAUGUCUAAAAUCAAGAAAUCAAUGGAAAAGAAGGGAAAAGUAGCCAAGAAAUAUAUGGAGGAAGAAGAGGAGGGGGAAGAUGUCGAGGACACCCCAAUAGAGAAGGAGGUUUCGAGUGAUGAAGAGAGCUCCGAAACCUCAGACAGUGAAAAUGAGGAACACGAUGAUGCUGUCAUGUCGGAUCAAAAUGAGAACGAAGGCGAUGGUGAUGACAACGGCCCCAUUGGAAAUGACGAAGAUGAGUCUGUUAUUGACAUUUUUCGAACAAGAUUCAGCCACAAGCCACUAAGUGACGAAGAAGUGGAUUCAAUCAGUCAGCCAUCACGAGACAGUGCAUCGAUUGGCGUUUCCACCGAGCUUCUUCUCACACGAAAGAGCAUUGGAGAUGAACUCAAAGAUUUCGAAACGACCGAAAAAGAUCGGUCCAAAUUGGACGAGCAUUGGAAGAAAUGUGCAAUGAAAAAUCUGGAGAGUAGUCGGAAAGUACUGAAACAGGGAUGGAAGAAAUUCAACAACAAGAAAGAUUUUACACCACGACAGGCCCCUCUCUAUACUGCACUUUCAUCCUACGCAGAUCUCUUUUCGAUUACGAACUCAAUGAAGGAACGUAAUGAAUUGCAUCGAGUAAACCUGUUACAUGUGCUGAACCAUGUGUUGACGUCUCGAAGCCGGGUACAGAGGCACAACAAGCAACUGAAAGAGAUUGAGAAGUCUGAGGACAAAGAAAUGGACGAUGACGACGACGAUGAAAAGUUCCGUGACCAGGGGUUCACAAGACCUACUGUGCUAGUUCUACUUCCAACAAGAUCAACGUGCCACAAAUUUGUAGAAGGUCUGUUUCAACUGACGGGAAACAAUUUGGACAAUGGAAUGAACGAGAGAUUCGAAGGCGAGUUCGGAAAUGCGACUGGCGACGACGAGUCCGAUGAUGACGGCGGAAAUGCGAGACUAAAAGAAGUUUUGAAGAAGAAGGGAAAAGAUUGGAAUGAACUCUUUGGGGAUGGUGUAAAUCAGGAUGAUGACUUCAAGAUCGGAAUUUCCUUGACGCCAAAGGCUGCCAAGACCCAAGCUCAAAAGAAGCAGAAUUCCUCCAACGUUGGAAUCAAAAUGUACAGUGACUUUUACAAGGGUGACAUCAUCAUUGCAUCUCCAUUGGGACUGAAACUUCUCAUUACACCAGAAGACGAAGAGAAAGAGGGCGAUUAUGACUACCUUUCCAGUAUCGAAAUCUGCCUGAUCCAGCAUGCGGAUGUUCUGAUGAUGCAAAACUGGGACCAUGUGAACGAUAUUCUCUCUUUGCUGAACCAAGAGCCCCAGAACAUUAACAAUACGGAUUUUUCCAGAGUUCGCAACUACCUUUUGGAAGGACAAGGUUCUCACUGGAGGCAGCUGAUUAUUUCGUCGAAUGUCAUGGAUCCUUUCUUGCAAUCCGCCUUUAAGCGAUAUGGAAAGAGCAUCAGCGGCAGCAUCAAGAUGCGUCGUAAGUUUGAACCUGAAGAGGCUGCCAUUUCUAAGGUCUUGAUUCCCAUGAAACAAGUCUUUCAACGAAUAGCAGCUGGAUCCUUUACCGAUCAAAGUUCCGCCCGAGUCGACUACUUUGUCAAAUCCAUUCUUCCACCAAUCCUUGAAACCAACCAGCAACACACCAUGGUCUACAUUCCUUCCUACUUCGACUUUUGCUCGUUGCGAAAUGCCUUUUUGAAGCGCGACUUGCCCUUUGUCAGUGUGCACGAAUACAGUCGCACCAGUGAAGUGACGCGUGGGCGUGCCCGAUUCCUACAAGGACGCAAGCCCAUUAUGCUAUACACGGGACGGUCCAAUUUCUUUCACCGCCACAACAUCAAGGGUGUGAAGCAUUUGGUCUUUCUGGGGCUGCCGGAACACCCCGAGUUCUACUCGCAACAUGUGAAUCAGAUUGUCUCUGCGGAAAAUGAUCCAUCCGAAAUGGAUGGUGUCUCUUCCGUUUCCAGUUGUCUGGUAUUGUGUACCAAGUACGAAGCAAUUGCCCUCGAACGCAUCGUUGGUAGCGCCAAUUGCUCUCGCAUGUUGAAGAGUCAGAAGUCUACCUUUAUGUUCUACUCCUAA
Cylindrotheca closterium is the source of this 2484-nucleotide messenger RNA. NCBI's taxonomy places the organism in Eukaryota, Bacillariophyta, Bacillariophyceae, Bacillariales, Bacillariaceae. The record is from the annotation of a GenBank genome assembly.